ACUUCACACGUCAUAAUUACACAGUUGUGGGUACACUGGUUUUUAACUGUGUUUAUUUGCUUUUAGGGGGCCGCACAGUGCCAGAAGUUUAAAGGAGGCCCUCGAAAAUGGAACAGCCCCCAAUUAAACCUCCGCGAGGAGUUAAACCGAUCAAAGAAACGAGUGGUCUUCUGAUGUCGGUAAUUCGAACCUUGUCCGCCAGUGAAACCAACGAACAGCGAGACAGAGAAAAGGCGAAGUUAGAGAACGAGUACAAACAGAGCGAUCGGAAGCUCGACGAAUUGAUAUUAAAGCACGAAAAUAAUUUGACGAAGGUAAUGCAAUUAUUUAGUGCUCUUUCGCAGCAAAUAAGCGAGUCGAGAGAGAAAAUACACACGGUUAAGGAAAACUUAAAAGCAUGUAAGACACUACUGCAUUGUCACAGGGACGAAUUGAGGAAGUUGUGGCUUGAAGGAUUGGAGUAUAAGUAUAUGCUGCAGUUGUUGGAGGAAGUGGAGAAAAUGAUUGAGGUACCUAAUCAGCUCACAAAUUAUUUGGCUAAAAAGCAUUAUCUGCAUGCAACCGAGCUGCUAGUGCGAGCAGUUUCUUUAGGAAAAAGAAGUUUAGAUGGAGUGGAAGGCCUUAAGGAGUUAAGUCAGGAAUUAGAGUCAAAAAAAGAGCAUCUACAUUUGCAACUAGUGAACGAACUAAGGCAACAUUUAUAUGUAAAACCGGCCCAAAAUGCACUAGUGCUUCGCCGCCAAGGAUCGGGCAAAGAAGGUCUGUUCAGUUCACCACUUCAAAGAAGCAUCGAACUGCGUGUUUCAUCUCGACAACGAACAGCGGUCAGGCGAAAUUUACUCGAACCUUCAAAGUCCACAUCCAAAAAGAAAGAAUUCGAAAUUGAGGAAGACUUGGAAGUGACCGAUCCCGAAGCAGACUCGGCGAAAUUUAUGGGAAUACUGGUGAAAUGUUUGAUGCUCCUUGAUAAGCUACCAUUCGCAGUAGAUAAGUUAAAGAUGGAGAUGCAAAGCGAACUUUUGACCAUUGUUCAACGUACAACAAUUUAUAUUAAUGACUAUAGCGCUAUACAAAGUGAUAUAAAGCAAACAAAACAAAACGCUUUGUUAGAACUAAUGCUGACUCUGUUUGAACAGUUUAAAGAAGUGGGUGAGGCACACGCUUUGCUGUUGACACAUUUAAUCAGAGCAGCAGAGGGACAUGCAGUACCUGUUAAAGUUUACGAUAUGUCUCUGUUUUGGGCGCAAGUACAAUCUGUUUUACAGCUGUUACUUAACGACUAUUUGGAUAUACAAAACAUUUCCAAUGAGUCACAGUUGGUUGACAAUUUUACCGAUCCUAACGAUAUUUCAAGUUAUUUUUCGAGACGCAAACAACAGACCAAAAAACAAUCGCUAUUCAAAUUUGAGGGCUCUCUCAGUGCGCUAACAAUGAGUAGCAACGCGAAAGACAUCCCAUCGUCGCGAAAUAGUAGGGAGAAAAUACUGGUGUGUUCACCAGACGCGAAUAAUAUUACGCUAAUAUUUAUUCCUUUGAUGUGUUUUAUUGAGGAAAUUGAACAGAUGCUGAAAUUGAACCAAGGAGUGUCCUGUUCGUUGCAUUUAUUUGUUGCAAAUUACAUUACUGACGGGUUUAUAAUGAGGAAACGGGCUGAAACAAUGGUACAGAUUGAUAUGGCUGUCCGAGCUGCUGACGCAUGGAAGACAACGGUUCUUCUAGAUGCUACCACCGAUUAUAAACCUUUAUUAUUGAGCGCGAUAACUGUAGAAAAGUGUAUUAGAGAAUGGCGCGAGUUGUUACGAACGCUUCCAAGCUAUAGUGAACAAUUACUAAAGUCGGUCUGUAUUGCGUUAAAAGAGUACAAAGACACCUGCCUAGCCGCUUACCAGGGCAUUGUCCAACCGCAUUCGGAAGACAGGCGUAUUUGUAGUGCUGCCUGGCUUAAGGAUGAAGAUAUCAGUCGAUUUUUGAAAUCUUUACCCAAUUGGUUAAAUCUGAAAGCGCAACAGGAAUGCCAAACGCGCAACGACCGCCGAAAAACGAACAGAGAUUUACAUCCCGAAGAAGAAAGUCCUGAAGAUGUGCGACAACGCAAUCGUCGCGAAGCGGAAAUUUUGGGUAGUAACUUGGGGGAGGGCGGUGUGAGCGCGGGAGAAAUUCUCUCAGACAUGCUGCUGUUGAAGGAGUUGGCUCAGUUACAGGAAAGCAUGGAAUGGUUUUCUGUUCGAAUGCUGCAAUUUAUUAGAGAACUUCGUCAAGAGCCGUCCUUGGCACCAGCUCAGAGUACACCAGACCCCCCUUUAUCAGUUUCAUCCGCGACACUGCAGCAGUUAACGAGUAUCGCGCAGGAUUUCGACGAGCUCGCCAAUACCUGCUUAUUACUGCUACAUUUGGAAGUCCGCGUUCAGUGCUUCCAUUACCUUUUAGCCCAAAGCGAGUAUAACAAAGAAACCCACGAACCGGACCCAAAAGUAUUGGAAUUGAGUCGAGUUUUGGCGAAUGUCGAUGAAGCCAUGACGUCCAGCUUGCAACCACGGAAAUGUAAAUACAUUUUUGAAGGAUUGGGUCAUUUAAUUGCGAAAAUUUUAAUUAGUUCUUCGCAAUACAUGAAGAACAUCGACGAGACUGGUAUUCAGCGUAUGUGUCGAAAUGUAUUCGCUUUACAACAGACUCUUACAAAUAUCACCAUGACUAGAGAAGUUGCGUUAGACCAUGCCCGCCAUUAUUUCGAAUUGUUCUUUUUAACUCCGGAGGAAAUUUUAAACGCAAUUGUGGAGAAAGGUCCAGAAUUUUCAGAGUUGGAGUACAUGAAUGCUUUUCAGUUGUUGUCACGAAGUAAAGGUGUUAAAGGCACAGAUUUGGUAAACAAAUAUAUGCAAAAGCUAUGCGACAUUCUGGGUGAAGUCGGCGUUACAGUUUAACGAUCAUAAUUUCCUUAGUGUAAUAUUUAUAUAUUUUCUAUUAACUCUAGUAAACGAUUGCUUGUUUUUGA
This is a messenger RNA of Photinus pyralis (common eastern firefly), 2992 nucleotides long. RefSeq names its product exocyst complex component 4. Gene Ontology annotation, cellular component: growth cone membrane; synapse; exocyst. Bases 108 to 2921 code for a protein of 937 amino acids. The record is from RefSeq and is a predicted model, not a curated record. Gene Ontology annotation, biological process: exocytosis; chemical synaptic transmission; Golgi to plasma membrane transport. NCBI's taxonomy places the organism in Eukaryota, Metazoa, Arthropoda, Insecta, Coleoptera, Lampyridae. The transcript has 15 exons.